UUUUUAAAUCUUAUAUAUUUUAUAAUUAAAUCGCGUUGAAUCGUUUUGAGUGAUAGAUAACUAACUAUAUUUACAUUUAGAAGUGAUAACACGACAGUAAAAGUGUUUGAUUAAUAUUAAAUGAGUACAGCUUCAUUCACUUUUAUAAUACAACUGUGAAUACAACAAUGAAAGGGUGUCGUCAAGCGUUACUUUUAUCAUCAUCUAACUGUCAUGGAUAUUCAUUUUUAGAAUUUGCGAAACAAGAGAUAUCUUAUUUUUUGAAAAAGAAUGGGGUAAGCCAAUUAAUUUUUGUACCUUAUGCCCAAAAUGAUUAUGAUGGUUACACAAAGUAUGUUAGAGAAGUUAUAGAUACAUGGGGAUUCAAAGUAACUGGCCUCCAUACUUACUCAGAUCCUAUGAAUGCAAUUAAAGCAGCUAAAGCUAUUUUUGUUGGAGGAGGAAAUACUUUCCUCUUAUUGAAAAAACUCUAUGAAAAUAAUUUAGUCAAUCUUAUAAGAGAAGAAGUCCUUACAGGAAAUUUAGUUUAUAUUGGUAGCAGUGCAGGAACAAACGUUGCAACAAAGAGUAUCCACACAACAAAUGAUAUGCCCAUUGUUUACCCACCGUCAUUUGAUGCUAUUGGUAUUGUGCCCUUCAAUAUUAACCCUCAUUAUAUUGAUCAUUUAGAAAUAGAAAAUCACAAGGGUGAAACAAGAGACCAACGUAUAAAUGAAUUUAUUGAGAUGCCGCAUGCAAACCUAGUGCUUGGACUGAGGGAAGGUGGUAUUUUACAUGUUGAUGGAGAUUCUCUUGUACUCAAAGGUGUUGCUGGUGCAGUAGUCUUUAAAAAGACAGAAAGCAAAAUUGAAUAUCCAGUUGGAACAGAUAUAUCAUUUUUACUCAAUAACUAAAUCACAUUACAUGCUAACCACACAUAUUAAUUUUGUAAUUUUCCAUCAUAAACAUAUUUUACAUAAAAAUAUAUUAUAAUUGGCUUUAGCUA
Melitaea cinxia (Glanville fritillary) is the source of this 985-nucleotide messenger RNA. RefSeq names its product probable alpha-aspartyl dipeptidase. The coding region runs from base 168 to 893 and encodes 241 amino acids. The record is from RefSeq and is a predicted model, not a curated record. Gene Ontology annotation, molecular function: serine-type peptidase activity. Gene Ontology annotation, biological process: proteolysis. NCBI's taxonomy places the organism in Eukaryota, Metazoa, Arthropoda, Insecta, Lepidoptera, Nymphalidae. The transcript has 3 exons.